AUGUUCAAGAAAUCCUCCACAGUGGCCUUCAAGGGCGAAGUGAGGAUUCGUGGCAAGGAGACGAAGGCCCUCUCCAAGGCCUUGGCGGCUUCGGCGGGCGAGGCUGUGGCUGAGGUGAUCCUGCCGAACAAGGUGGAGAUCGUGGUGAGGAAGGCGGGUGGAGGAAGCACGCUCCAGUUCGUCUUCGCAGGCGACCAGUGUGUGCUGGUGCAGCUUGAUGGGAAGGCUGAUCUUGGACAGGGAGAGCUUAUGCCAAGCCUCGUGGCGCUCUGGAAGGUCCCCUCUGCUGAGUCAUGGCUUCCUUCUGCAAUCAUCCAGAGGCCGGUCUCCAAGUUCGUCUUUGGAGGGGCCAACGUGAUGGCUCCUGGCAUUCUACGCAUAGUGCCUGCUGAAGGAAGUGAGGUGCUGCCCAGAGAGGGCAACCUCGUUGCUGUGCGUGCGGAAGGAAAUCCUGCUGCUUGCGCAGUGGGUCGACUGCGACUACCAGCUGCAGCAGUAGGUGCUGGAACCAAGGGCGAAGCCGUCGAAGUCCUGCAUUACUUCGGCGAUGCUUUGUGGGAGGCAAUGGGAAGCCCACGGCCAGAUGGCUUUGUAGGUGCCGAGAUCCAGCCUACUGAGGCGAAGGAGGUGGAGGCUUCGGCACCGGCAGAAGCGGGAUAUCCUCCGACGACGGAGGUGGACGCCGCCAAGGACUCCGAAGAGUCCGGGGCCCAAGCUGGACCUGACAUGGACAAGUCACUCGAAGAGACCUUGCUGCAGGCCAUCAAGACUCGCAUCAAGGAUCGGGACUUGCCCAUGGCUGGCAACGUGGUGUACACGCAGCACAUGCGACCCUGCAGGAGGGCCGGAUCCAACAUCGAUGUCAAGGUUAGUUCUUUCAAGAAGCUCGGUGCAUUUCUUGCCCACGCCGAGGAGCUGGGAUGGAUUGCCAUGAAGAAGUCAUCAGAUCCUGUGAUGACGAGGAUUUUCCGCGACCACCCGGACAUCCGGGAAUGGAAGCCGUGGCCAAAGCAUGUCACGGCAGAAGCUGACGAAGCGCCGGCAGAAGCUGCAGGAAAAGAUGCGAACUGCCCGUCUGCAGCCAUCCAGAUUGAGCUGGUGUGGAAGAUAGUGAAGCUGAAGCCCAUACUGGAGGUGCUGAAGACAGAGAUGCCCCUCGAUGAGUGCUGGACACGGGAGGAGUGCUCACAAGCAGUGAAGUUGUAUGCAGACGCUCGUGACUUGUGGUUGAAAAACAACCGCAAGCGCAUCGGCCCGGACCCAUUGCUGCACUCUGCUCUGCAGACGCAGUCAGAGGAGUCGGCUGCCAGCAUGUCGCCCGACGCCGUCACAGACAAUAUCCUGAGGACACUUCCAUUGUGUCAUCGUGUGACUGCUCCGCAAGGCGGGGCUGCCGGAGGUGUGAAGACGAGCGUGAGGCCCGGCAAGCCCCCGUCGGUCCAGGUGAGAACAGACACACGCCGUGGUCACAACGUCACCUUGAUCCAGGGACUCGAGGCAUAUGGCGUCAACAUGGAGGCCUUUGCAUCUUCCUUGCAGAAGGCUUUGGCAUCUGCGGCCGUUGUGGAAGAGGCCUCGCCAACGCAAGCGGCCUGCGUGAUGGUCCAAGGCUUUUGGGAUGUGGCUGUGAUGGACUGGCUUGUAAAGGUUGGCAUUCCUUCAGAAUGCAUCCUGCAUCAGGCCAAGAAAGGGCAGCAACAGAAGAAAGCCAAGCAAGCUUCCAACAUCGUCAAGUCCUGA
Molecule: messenger RNA, 1740 nt
Organism: Symbiodinium sp. CCMP2456
Lineage: Eukaryota; Dinophyceae; Suessiales; Symbiodiniaceae
Source: the annotation of a GenBank genome assembly